AUGUGGUCAGCUGACGACAUUGCUGAGCUGUGUUACCUGCAUUAUAGGACCAGACUCCCUAAGCAGGGGAAGCCAGAUCCAAACAGGGAAUGGACUUCACUGGCAGCUGUUGUCAAAGUGGAGUCUGCAGCCCAAAGAGAGGUUCUUGCUAGUCCAGGGAAUCUGCAGGUAACGAAGGAAGUUGUUGCUAUGGGAACUGGAACAAAAUGUAUUGGCCAAAACAAAAUGAGAAAAACUGGAGACAUUCUGAAUGACAGUCAUGCUGAAAUUGUGGCCAAGAGAAGCUUCCAGAGGUAUCUUCUCCAUCAGAUGUGGCUGGCAGCUUCCCAUCAGCAAUGCAGUAUCUUUAUUCCGGGAACUGAAACCGGGAAAUGGAAACUCAAACCAAAUAUCAUAUUUGUUUUCUUCUCCAGUCAUACCCCAUGUGGAGAUGCUUCUAUUAUUCCAAUUACCGAACCAGAGGACCAGCUUCCUAAGCCAGGGACUGGAGAUGGUGCAGCUGGACAAUCAGCAGAGUGUAGAAGUAACCAUGAUCAUUUGGGUUCAGAAGAUAAAAGGACAUCAGAGAAAAUGGCAAGUAAUCAUAUAACCAAGAGAAUGAAAACUGAUGACGAUGGUUGUUUUGCCAUAAUCACUGAAGACCUGGCUGUUCAGGAAGUACCUGUGAAACGAAAAGACGACACAAAUCCAAAGAGCUGUGAAUGUUCUGCAGAGAAGCAAACAGCUAAUAAGGAGACUGGCUUAGGGAGACCAAAGAUAGUAGAUGUUUAUAGAACUGGAGCAAAAUGCGUACCUGGAGAGCUGGGUGAUGCCCGAACACCUGGGCUAGAGUAUCACUGUGUGGGAUUAUUACGAGUGAAGCCGGGUCGCGGGGACAGAACAUGCUCUAUGUCCUGCAGUGAUAAACUCGCUCGCUGGAAUGUGUUAGGGUGUCAAGGAGCUCUUCUGAUGCAUUUCCUGCAGUAUCCAUUGUACCUGUCAGCAAUUAUAGUGGGGAAGUGUCCAUAUAGCCAAGAAGCUAUGCGGAGAGCAAUUAUUGAAAGGUGUCAGCACAUCUCAUUUUUACCAGAUGGCUUUCUCCCUCAGGAGGUUAAGCUGCUGCAAUCGGAUCUUCGAUUUGAACAUAGCCGGCAGGCAAUUCAGGAAGUUCAAACUAAUGGCAAAACAAAACUUGUUCCUUGUAGUGCAGCUAUCAGUUGGAGUGCAGUCCCUGAGCAACCUCUGGAUGUCACCUCAGAUGGCUUCCGGCAGGGAACAACAAAGAAGGCGAUUGGGAGCCAUCAGAGCAGAUCCAAGAUCUGUAAAGCGGAACUCUUCCAUACAUUCCAAAAGCUGGUGACAAGUAUUUCACAAGAGGAUCUACCAGACACUCUCCGGAUGAAGACUCUAGAAACCUACUGGGACUACAAGGAAGCUGCAUUAAAUUAUCAAGAAGCCUGGAAGGUGCUGCGUAGCCAAGCUCUGCUGGGUUGGGUCAAGAAUGACAAGGAAUACCUGCACUUCACAUGAGAAUACAUGCGGCUAUGUAAAUCCAGCAAUAAGCCCUGGUGCACAGCAGAUACCUCUACAGUUCAAGGGCCGGGAAAAGCUGUCCUCUAGUUCCUGUGCUGUAAGGAGACAGGACUGAAAAGGAAAGCAAUUUAGAGA
Molecule: messenger RNA, 1647 nt
Organism: Nipponia nippon (crested ibis)
Lineage: Eukaryota; Metazoa; Chordata; Aves; Pelecaniformes; Threskiornithidae
Source: RefSeq, a predicted model, not a curated record